CUAUAGCUGGCGUGCACUCCAAUUUUUUAAUUCGUUGGGUUGAGUCGCUACCAUUCUAUGACUGUAAAAUGCAGGCAAUAAAGUGGUCAGUCAGUCACUAUUUCGCUAACUGAACAGAAAAUGCAGGUGCUAACGGAGUCAUGCAGUCAUUUGGAGCUUGAAAUGGGUGUGUAGAUAGGCAUCAUAAGUAAACAGACAGAAAGAUAGAACGACAGGUGAUAUAUGGUAGGUAGACAAACCGAUUACACAGUAACAGCUAGGACAGAUCAAAGCAAAGCCUUCGGGAUGCAACAGUUGGUGAUACAUCAAUCGCUGCUGGUCUGAUAUUGGCCUAGAAGACAUCUAGCCAAGUACCUAACAUUCUAAUACUCACCAGCUAGCAAUUGCGCACAAAGAUCAGGGUUAAGAGAUGCUCUGACCUAGCUGCACUUGGUCUGGCCUGAGUAACCCAGCAAGAGCAUAAGUUUAGUCAACACGUUUUUGUGUCAUGUGCUGUGAUUUUAAUAACUUGCACUUGGGGUAAUGGAGAAUGACUGCUAAUUCCUACUCUGAUCUGAACAGGAUACUUGAUGUAAAUUUGCGGUGGACAGGUACUACAUGUGACGUAACCCCACACUACCUCUCUGACAAGCAGUGAGAAAGUUGGAAAUCAACAGAAUUUUUCCUCCAAACUGCAAGGGCAAAGAACAGGCACUCAGCUAGUUGCUUGUAUGCAAUGUGUACAGUUUGGUGUAAUCUCUAAGUGUAGUGUUUUUGGUUGCUCCGCAAUUUUCGAUCUGAGUUUUUAGGUUUUGAUUAAUUGUUCUAUGCUAUCUAUCAAGUUGCUAUAACUAUCUGUUAAAGUAAAAUUGAGUAGGCUUUACAAGGAAUUUCUAUCUGAUCAAAGAAGAGAUCAUGCACCUGUAUUUCAAUUCCUAGCUGGUCACAGGUUAACAGUUUAGGCGGAAAUACUGACCAUGCUGCAAUUCUACAAAAUUCUGUUCACAUGUGCCAAAUUCCAUUCACAUGGGAAUGAUGACCUUCUAGCCCCCUUAAGUAUCUGCUAGUGUAAAUUGGGAAGGGUAUAGUUCUGUGUAACCACAAAGGAGAUACAUACUUUUUGUUUCAAUUGACAGGUAACAGUGAGACUGUUACCAUAUUGAUAACCGCCUGCUAGUACGAUAACCAGCUGCUAGUAGAAAGUUUAAUAAUUACCAGACAAGUUGAUGUGUGACCCUAGAAGGCUUUAGGUUGGUAUUACUCCAAAUAAUGUGACUGCCUGAAAACAAAUGACUACCAUUAAGCAAUUAGUAGAGAAGCAUGCCACUAUUUGAUCCCAGAAACAAGAGUCUAAGGUGUGAGUUAAAUGGCUUAUAAUAGUCAGAGGGAGCUUAGGCCAACCCACCUUCAUUUUCCUAUAUAAUCUUCAAUAGCAAAGAAUCAAGUCAUUUGGAAGGUGUAAUAGGUAUAGAUUAUUAUAGAUGAGGGAUGUAGAGGCAUGCAUUGUUACGAGGAUGAGGGAUACAGAGAUGACGAGGAUGAGAGAUGUAGAGGCAGGUAUAGAAGGUGCUGUUGGCAGACCUCUGCGGUGACAUCCAAGAAGAAGGUAAUUCGAACUGUUGAUAAGCAACGUAAAUAUGGAACAUUGUACUUUUACACAGAAAAGGAGAAAGACAGCAAAGACAAAUUGCUGGGCCUUACUGGGCUGCACGGGCAAAUCAAGAACAGAGAUAUAUGUGUCACCACAGCCGCCCCCACCACUACCACCAUGGCCAGCUGCAAUGGCGUAACAGCCACCAAUGCCAGUUGCAAUACUGCCACAACCACCAGCUGCAAAUGCCUUGCCACUGCCAAUGCCAAUUGCAAUUGCAAGACUGCCACCAGCAGCAGCAGCAGCUACAAUCGCAAGAGUGCCACCACCACCAGCUGCAAUCACAAAGACCACCACCACCACCAGCUGCAGUUGCUAUACCACUACCUCAGCCAGCUGCAGUUGCAAUACCACCACCACCACAGCCAGCUGUAGUUGCAAUGCCACCACCACCACCACAGCCAGCUGCAGUCGCAAUACCACCACCACCACCACCACAGCCGGCUGCAAGAGCAGAACUGUCACCACAGCAUUGGAACAAACUUUGUGUUGUUGAGUUAAACUUUUGACUAAAUAAUUAAUGGGCUGCUAGUUAAUUAACCUGCUGUUGAUUAAAGUGUAGAAAAUUAAGAGGUUGGGUUGGUAGCUAAUUAACAUGAUGUUAUUAGUGUAGUAAAUAGAAUAAAUG
Molecule: messenger RNA, 2258 nt
Organism: Corticium candelabrum
Lineage: Eukaryota; Metazoa; Porifera; Homoscleromorpha; Homosclerophorida; Plakinidae
Exons: 3
Coding region: 1478-2005 (175 amino acids)
Source: RefSeq, a predicted model, not a curated record